Messenger RNA from Aspergillus aculeatus ATCC 16872, 600 nucleotides. RefSeq lists its product as uncharacterized. The transcript has 2 exons. Bases 1 to 600 code for a protein of 199 amino acids. Lineage: Eukaryota; Fungi; Ascomycota; Eurotiomycetes; Eurotiales; Aspergillaceae. The record is from RefSeq and is a predicted model, not a curated record.
AUGUUCGAUUUGAUAACUCGGGUCCGCACAUUUCUUGGCGACCAGAUCGCCCCUCCCGCAGGCCCCUUGAGCUUGCCCAAAGUCGCCAUCCUCGGCCUCCCCGACGCCGGCAAACGGGCCCUCCUCCAGCAUGUCAGCGACAGCCCCCUCACCCCUAUAACCGUACACGGAUGCCACGCGGGCUGGACAAGCAGCAGCCCCUCCCGCGAACUAAGCUUUAUCGCCGCGGACGUGGGGCUAGAUGCCCGGUUACGCUGGCGGGCAGCCGUUGCCGCGCGGUACGCGGACGCAGACGCCCUGAUCAUCGUGGUCAACUCCGCCCACGCGAUCGCGCUGGAGGAGCUGCGGUACCAGGUUGGCUGUCUGGUCCAUGGGAGGAUGGAGUCCGGCGAGAUGCAGACGAUUGGUUGUGCCGGCGAGGGCAUCCCGUGGCUGGUGCUGGUGAAUUUUGACGGGGGUGCCGUGGUUUGUGACCUUCCGCGCUGGCAGGCUUUUCGUCCCAUCUCUACGGCGACUGGGAAAGGGAUUGAGGAGUCAAUCUCCUGGUUGAAGGAGAAGAUUUACGUCAAUGCUCAGCGCCGACUGGAGGAUAUGAAUUAG